Ailuropoda melanoleuca (giant panda) is the source of this 1159-nucleotide messenger RNA. RefSeq names its product stratifin (gene SFN). Lineage: Eukaryota; Metazoa; Chordata; Mammalia; Carnivora; Ursidae. The transcript has 3 exons. Bases 129 to 974 code for a protein of 281 amino acids. The record is from RefSeq and is a predicted model, not a curated record.
GCUCUGCGGCCCCCUACCUCCCAGCCUGAUCGACCGAAGGGGAUUUGUGCAGUCCGACACCGUGUUGCCCUCGCCCAUCAGAAGCGAUGAGCCAGCCUGUGGAGCCAAGCCCGACGCCAGCAUGAGCCAUGGAGAGAGCCAGUCUGAUCCAGAAGGCCAAGCUGGCAGAGCAGGCCGAACGCUAUGAGGACAUGGCAGCCUUCAUGAAGAGUGCCGUGGAAAAGGGUGAGGAGCUAUCCUGCGAAGAGCGAAACCUGCUCUCGGUGGCCUACAAGAACGUGGUGGGGGGCCAGAGGGCUGCCUGGAGGGUCCUGUCCAGUAUUGAGCAGAAAGGCAACGAAGAGAGCUCGGAAGAGAAGGGCCCCGAGGUGCGAGAGUACCGGGAGAAGGUGGAGACUGAGCUCCGGGGCGUGUGUGACACGGUGCUGGGCCUGCUGGACACCCACCUCAUCAGGGAGGCCGGUGAUGCCGAAAGUCGGGUCUUCUACCUGAAAAUGAAGGGCGACUACUACCGCUACCUGGCUGAGGUGGCCACUGGGGACGACAAGAAGCGCAUCAUUGACUCAGCCCGGUCGGCCUACCAGGAGGCCAUGGACAUCAGCAAGAAGGAGAUGCCACCCACCAACCCCAUCCGCCUGGGGCUGGCCCUGAACUUUUCUGUCUUCCACUACGAGAUCGCCAACAGCCCCGAGGAGGCCAUCUCACUGGCCAAGACCACCUUCGACGAGGCCAUGGCUGACCUGCACACCCUCAGCGAGGACUCCUACAAAGACAGCACCCUCAUCAUGCAGCUGCUGCGGGACAAGCGGAAGCCCGCUGAAGCCAGGGGGCCGCUCUUCCUGCCGCUGUCGGUGCUCCUCACCAGGGGCCAGCCCACCCGCCCCUGCUCGCCGCACCCCUCCGAACCCCACCGCCGACCGGGCCACCUCUCCCCCUCCUGCCUCCCUCCCGCCCCCGUUGCCUCUGAAUCUUAGGAAUUGAGGAGUGUCCCACCCUUGCGGCUGAGAGCUGGACUGUGUGGCCGAGUCUGGAGACGAGUGUGUGAGAGACCGAGAGAGAGUGCGAGCGAGUGAGAGCGCGUAGGACCCAGGAUGACAGGGAAAGCGUGUCUGCUGGGUGUGACCCUGCUUCCUCUCAAUAAAGUUCCCCUGUGACACUC